Messenger RNA from Oncorhynchus kisutch (coho salmon), 3547 nucleotides. Its product is annotated as voltage-dependent T-type calcium channel subunit alpha-1I-like. The record is from RefSeq and is a predicted model, not a curated record. The annotation marks the transcript as partial. NCBI's taxonomy places the organism in Eukaryota, Metazoa, Chordata, Actinopteri, Salmoniformes, Salmonidae. The transcript is spliced from 5 exons.
GAGAGUCAGUGGUUGGACAGCGUAUCUCUGCUGAUAAAGGACUCAUUUGAAGGAGAGAUGCUGAUGAUUGACAACCUCUCUGGAUCUGUCUUCCAUCACUACUCCUCUACCUCUUCUCCUGUCUGGAAGGACUACAAGGGAAAUCUGCAAGAGAUCCAAUUGGCUGAGGUGGAGCAGGCGUCUCUGAUGUCAGAGCAGUUGUCUGACAAGUCGUCAUCACUGGCCCUUCCUGAUGAUCUUAGUCUGGACGACCACAGUGACUACCAGCUCCUGGUCAGGGACGGCAAGGAGGAGAGAGGGAGCAGUGACUCCCACAGUUCUGAGGAACUGAGGGGGAUUCAGGCUGGGUGUGGAGGGCGCUGGGGGCACGGAGGUUCUCGACCCCACAGCAGAGGCCCUGAAGAUGGGGUAGGGUUCCUGCUAGAGGUGGGUGCCCAGCCCCAGUUCCAGAGCCAGUCUCUCCAGUACCUCCACCACAACAGAGAUAAUAACUGUACAUCAACAGAUGGUGAUGGCCAUCACAGUGACCAGGUUGGCAGUGUCGGAUGUAGAGGUUCCUCCUCUCCUCUCUUCCAUCUCCCUGUGGAGUUCUUUCACCCCACCACAGCCACAGCGGUCCCCCCACCCAUCCACAGGAUGGGGGUAGACCCAGGGGGGAGAGAGGCAUCCAGGCUGCCAUCCCCAGCCUCCUGGUCCUCUCUGCGCUCCCCAGGGGCCAACAGCAGUGUCCUAGACUCCCCAGGGGCCAACAGCAGAGUCCUAGACUCCCAAGGGGCCAAAAGCAGGGUCCUAGACUCCUCAGGGGCCAACAGUAGGGUCCUAGUUUCCCAGCACCCGUCCCACAGUGACUCGUCCCUGGCCACAGGCAGCUCCGAGGGAAGCCUCCAGACCACCCUGGAGGAAGGUCUCAGCUUUAGCGUCUCCCCCCCUCGAGUCUCCCUGGCCCUGCCUCUCCUCUGCCCUCUCCCCCUCCCUCACCUUGAAGAAACACGACAAACCCCCAGAUCACUGGGUCACCCCUCAAUGAGAGGCCGCAGUACAAUAUUCAACCUCCAAGCAACUAGAGGGCACCAGAGGAGCCAGAGCAGCUGUGGCAGCAGCACCAGUCCAGGCUGCCCAAGGCAAGACUCUAUGGACCCUUCAGAUGACGAUUGUGGGAUAGGGAUGGGAGGCGAAGGAUCCAGUCAGGCUUUUAACAGCGAACGUUUAUCAGAGACACUUAGUAGUUUGUCUCUGACGUCACUGCUGUCACCUAGCUCCCUGGCACCCCCUCUGGUGAAAAAAUGUAAUAGCACUGGGAGUUUGGACCAGGCAAAUCUUUCUGUCAGGAGUAAAGAUGGACAACAGUACUAUGAGAUAGAUGCUCAUGGAUACCUCACCAACCCUUGGACUGAGAAGAGGGGUGGACAGGAAGGGGAGAUGGGGUUUGGAGUUAAAGGUACGAGCCAGAUGAUGGAUGCCGGCUCAAGGAAAAACAGAUGAAACUUUAUCUAUCGGUUGGAACUUUUUUUUCUCCUCCAGAGGUGUUUGAUUGAUAUCUGUUCAAUGAACUCGUCUCCUCCCUCUUUCGCUCUCUCUCUUUCAUCAGUGAGAUGUCCAUGUUCUCUUCUUUCCAUGACGAUUGGGUGAAAAUUGAAGCUGAGGAAUUGGUAUACAUUUUGUGGAGGAUUACAAUGACUUCUGGGUAAUGGAGUUUAAUUAAGGCAUCUCCUUUUCUGAGACAUGUGGAUAUUCUUUGAGAGGACUACAGCAAUGACAGGACCCUUGAAAGACAUGCUAAUUCUGGGCUUGCAUGGAGCAUAGUCGCCCUCAUCCAUACACCCAAAGAAAAGCAAAAACAAGUACCAAAAUGUGAAUUUCGUGUGAGCAUUGUCGGAACAAUGAUGAACCUCCAAACAUUGAUGAAACUCCAAAAGUUAACGAUUGCGAAACAGGGCUAGCUUAGCUUAGAGGCUAAUGCUAACGCUCCUGUGAUUGACAACAGGGCUAGCAUAGCCCAGUGGCUAAUGGUAGUCUAAUGGUUUUGUCCUCCUGAAAAAAGACAAUGCUCAUUAUUAAGAUAAGCAGAUUGUAGAGUCCUUUCGAUGAGACUUUGUACAGAGUUGUUGUUUUUUAUUCACAUCUAUAAGGUAGCAUUGAUUACCAACUUUUUCUUUUAGCUUAACAUUUGAUAGGUGAAAGAAAAUCAAGGUUGCAUAUUUGAUGGGUUUUCUAGUUAUAAAACAUAUUGGAUCUGUAUGAAUGCAGAUGUGUCCCUCUGUGUGUGUUAGGGUGAGAUAUAAAGGCUAAUCUAGAAAUACUAGAACUAGCAAAAGGGCACCUAAUAAAUCAAUGUGAGAGCUAUAGUGAAGAGAUGUGGGGAGUGAAUGAGAACAUAUGCCGUACCAUAGAGGAAUAGGCCAUGUUCUCAUGAAUCACCCAUGAACCAAGGGCUUCAGAGAAGAUGCUCUCCUGUCCCUACUGGAUAGAUGCACCAUAUCCAAUGAGAGAUCGAGAUCGGACGCCAUCUUGGUUGGUGAAACACAAAGUAAAACAAAGUCCCGGUCAGUUUCACAAAAUGGAGUUCUUGUCUCUUGUCCCCCCCCCCCCUUGUUGACAUUUGUGCAGCGUUGUGUAUCGACGUUUUGAAGGAAAAUUCUAUACCUCAGGUGGAUUACAGAAAACACUGAAGUGGAUCUAUAAAAUAUUUUUUCCAACGCUCACACUCAGAUGGUCACAUAAAUACACAAGCGCACCCACACCGCAACCACAAAGAUGUCAAAGAUGUCCGCUUACCUGCAGUAUGUUUUGGUUUUUCUUGAAGACAGGAAGAGAUCAGAGAGGAACAAAUCUCUCACUCGAUCGCUCGUCGUCCAGCUUAUCCUCCUUUCAUUCUUUCUCAUUAUCCGUUAGAAUUAAAGGGGCACUCCACUAUUUUCUAAGCUCAUAUUCAAUAUCUCCAUAUGGACACUGGCAUGUUGCAGGAAGGACAGUAGGAAUAUCAGGUUAAAUAAGUAGCGAAGUGCCACUUUAAAAUACCCAGUUGGAAAAGACAGUUUAUUUAACAUGUUAUCCCCCUGAGUAUGAGAUAUGCAAUAUGUGAAGCAUACAGAUAUAUAUGACACAGGUAUAGGUAGGAGAUAGGCAAGAGGGUUCAAAUAUAUCACUAUUAUGUAUUACAGUAAAAUGUCAAUAGGCUCCAAUGAGAUUCAAAGGUCAUUCAAUUAUGAUGUGUUAGAAUGUCUGUGUAUUCCCAGAUGGUAGGAUCAGGAUGUCUUUUGUUCUUGUCUUUACCCCCGCCCGCUAAGUUGCAUGUUGUUAUUCUUUUGUGAAAUGACAUUUUAGAGUCAUAAAAGUGGAUUAGCUUCUCAACCUCGGCGGAUUCUUGUUUCUUUAACAUGGCGACUCGUCUCAUUUACAGGACGCGUCAUCGUUCAUCUGAAUGUCGGACCCUUUUCAUCUUCCCAUGUUAACCGUUGACCCUUUUCAUCUUCCCAUGUUAACCUUUGAUCCUUUUCAUCUUCCCAUGUUAACCUUUGAACCUUUUCUUGAGGCACCCAAAGUCUCA